ACCGCCAUGAACGCUCGGGUCUUCUUACUAACCGCCCUGUGCAGCGUGCUAGGGCGAACCACGGCGGCUGGUCAGCUGAACCGAGUAGGUUCUGGGGGAGUGGUGUAUGCAGCGGCGCCCCAAGAGCGAGGGGCGUAUGCCGUGGCGAGGGCGGGCGGACCCUACAACUACGGCUACAAUACAGGGGACGGCAUCGCGAAGGUGGAGGUUCGUCAGCCCACGGGCACUGUCGUCGGCUCCUACAGGUACUUCGACCCCAACGGCAAACAGGUGGUUCGUUCGUACAUCGCAGACGAGAAAGGCUUCAGAGUACUAGGGAACGACCUGCCCAUCAGCCCCGACACACCUGCCUCGCAUGUGCAUGGAACCCCUGCCUUCACCGGCGCAGUUGAAGGCACGAGUGAGUUCGACGUCCCGCCUCCUCUGACUCCCAACGCGCAGUACCAAACGACCCAGGCUGUUAACGUUCCUCAGACGCAGGGGCCCCAGUUCGUACAGCAAGAGGCUCUGCAACAACAGCAGAGCGCUCUCUUGCAGGAGCAGCAACGCCAGUUUCAACAGCAGCAGGAGCAACUGGAAGAGCAAAGGCGGCAGCUGAGGCUCCAGCAAGAGAAGCUUGAAGCCUUGCAGAGAGACCUCGAGCAACAGCAGCAGAAUUUCCGACAGCAGUACGAAAAGCAGACACAGCAACACAUCUCAACGCAGCCUGAACCGCAGCCGCAGCAGUCCCAGCAGCAGUACCAGUACCAGACGCAGAACACUCUCUCCGGAGGCUACACUUCACCUUACUACUACUACCCACACCAGUACGACUACGAUUUCCCCGCAGGCUUCGCUUUCGCAGGGCUUCCGGUCGUGAAGUCUCCAGUGGGGGCGAAGAGAGUACAUCCCGAGGAACUCUUCGCGGCAGGACACACGGCUUCCAGAGUGAAUAUCCAUCCGCCUGUGGCUCCUCACCGGAAUUACUUGACUCAGGACAACCCGAUCACCGCCGGACACACGCCGGACCGUCGACACCACUCCAACUAUGUGAUUGGUCUCGCUCGUUAAUCCUAUUUUUUUCGGUCAGUGGGUUUUGGAAUGUAUUUUUUAAUGAUUCCUGCAACGAGUUAAUGGACCGAUAGAUCGAUGAGUACUAAUUCCAUGAGUAUUUUGACAAAUGGUAGAGCUAUGUACCAAAGUCAUCAACGCCACAGAGCGUCUUUAAAAUUCAUCAGGUGUGGACGUCCGUGUUUGGGGGCUAAGGUGUGGGUGCUGACAGAAAGUUGGUGGCGGGCAGGGGACGAUGUUAUUGCGUGCGGAUGUUUGGAAUCCAGUCUAACCGACAUGUUACCAUUCCUCUUGUGCCUAUUAUAGUGUCACUGCUGAUGUCUCAUAACUAUUCUACCAUAACUCGAGGUUUUGUCUCUGCAAGUGUUUCCUUCUGACUGUAAACGAGACAGUUACUUUGGGCGUUUCAUCUGAAUUGUACACCUUAAAAGGGCAGUCACUGCAGGAGUUUCCCCUUCAGUGUAAACACAACAAGGGCAGUCACUGCAGGAGUUUCCCCUUCAAUGUACACACCACAAGGGCAGUCACUGCAGGAGUUUCCCCUUCAAUGUACACACCACAAGGGCAGUCACUGCAGGAGUUUCCCCUUCAGUGUACACACCACAAGGGCAGUCACUGCAGGAGUUUCCCCUUCAGUGUACACACCAUAAGGGCAGUCA
Molecule: messenger RNA, 1709 nt
Organism: Penaeus indicus
Lineage: Eukaryota; Metazoa; Arthropoda; Malacostraca; Decapoda; Penaeidae
Product: mediator of RNA polymerase II transcription subunit 12-like
Exons: 3
Coding region: 7-1050 (347 amino acids)
Cellular component (GO): chitin-based extracellular matrix
Molecular function (GO): structural constituent of chitin-based larval cuticle
Source: RefSeq, a predicted model, not a curated record